This is a messenger RNA of Sphenostylis stenocarpa, 498 nucleotides long. Lineage: Eukaryota; Viridiplantae; Streptophyta; Magnoliopsida; Fabales; Fabaceae. The record is from the annotation of a GenBank genome assembly.
AUGUCUAGGGUUUCUGCGAAUCCUUCUCCCUCACGCUUACACUCUAUGGCUUCCACCGUCAAAGCCUACGCGCUCCCUUUUCUUCUCUUCGCUGGAGCCAUGUUCUAUCAGCUCUUCAUUAUUCCCAAUGCCUUCCCUCCUUCUCAUUACGACGUUUUGCAAAUUGAGAGCUAUAGUUCGGUUGACAAAGUGAAGGAGGCUUACGACAAGCAUGAAUCUAAAUGUGGUAGAUGUGAAGGUAAUCUAAACAAAAUUGAACAUUUGUUAUGUGCAUGGAUUGAAAUUGCGUUGAAUUCUUCCGAGGAAGAUUUUGAUAUUCAUGAGGUUUUAAAGAUUCGAUAUGCUUAUGAGUUGCUGACAAAUCCUUUAUGGAAAAGGGACUAUGACAUAUUGGGAAUUGAUGAACAACUUCAUAUUGUUGAGAGUGCCAGCAAGCGUUAUGCAGGGAAACAUAUUUCAGAAUUGAACUUCCCUUUACUACAGGCCCGAACUGGUUAG